Molecule: messenger RNA, 3266 nt
Organism: Antechinus flavipes (yellow-footed antechinus)
Lineage: Eukaryota; Metazoa; Chordata; Mammalia; Dasyuromorphia; Dasyuridae
Gene: TK1
Product: thymidine kinase 1
Exons: 7
Coding region: 40-780 (246 amino acids)
Biological process (GO): thymidine metabolic process
Molecular function (GO): thymidine kinase activity; ATP binding
Source: RefSeq, a predicted model, not a curated record
GGGAUAGUUCAUUUCUCUUCCCGCUCCGGACUCGGGAGGAUGAGUUGCAUUAACCUGCCCACCGUGCUGCCCGGCUCCCCCAACAAGAUCCGGGGACAGAUCCAGGUGAUCUUAGGGCCUAUGUUCUCCGGGAAAAGCACAGAGCUCAUGCGGAGAGUCCGGCGGUUCCAGAUUGCCCAGUACAAGUGCCUCGUGAUCAAGUAUGCCAAAGACACUCGAUAUGGCAAAAGUUUCUCCACACAUGACCGGAACACUAUGGAAGCACUCCCAGCCUGCUUGCUUCGGGAUGUGGCCCAGGAUGCUCUGGCUGUGACUGUCAUUGGCAUUGAUGAGGGACAGUUUUUUCCAGACAUUGUAGAAUUCAGUGAGACUAUGGCAAAUGCCGGGAAGACUGUGAUUGUAGCUGCACUGGAUGGGACCUUUCAGAGGAAGGCAUUUGGGAAUAUCCUGAACUUGAUACCACUGGCAGAAAGUGUAGUGAAACUGACCGCAGUGUGCAUGGAGUGUUUCCGGGAAGCUGCUUAUACUAAGAGACUAGGGGUGGAGAAAGAGGUAAUUUCUCCUUUCAUUCCCUUCCCCAUUCUUCUUGUUGAAGUGAUUGGUGGUGCUGACAAAUAUCAUUCUGUGUGUCGACUCUGCUAUUUCAAGAAGUUCUCAGGACAGUCUACUGGGCCAGAGAAUAAAGAGAAUUGCCCCCUCAAUGGGAAGUUGGAGGACACCUCAAGCUGUCGGAAACUCUUUACUGCUCAACAGAUUCUUCAAUGCAGUUCAAACAAUUGAGGCAGUUGGAAUAUACCUAGAACUGGCCUCCUGGAGAGAGAUACCUUCAAGCAUUCUGACUGUGUGUGUAUAUAUGGGGAAGUCACCUGCACUUGUUUCUCCAUUUCUAGCCAUGUCACACCUAUUGCUUAUACCACCACCAUGUUUCUAUGUUCCUCAGAAAAAGGGAGGACUAGAAAAGACCUUGGGAAGAGAGAAAUAGGAAAGAAGCAGUGCUUUCAUAACUUGAAAAAAACUUUUUGAAACCAAGACUAUAUUUUAUAACAAUUCCAUCCUUCCUCUGUUUGCCAUCCUGCCCCAACUUCUGCUUGGCAGAACAUACAUUGCCAGUAAAAUCCAAAAUCUUUCACUUUCCUUUCUUCGGCUUCAGUAUUUCUAAAUAAAGUCUUUGUUAUUUCCCUAAGUUGCCUCCUCAUGCUGCGAGCUGUGCUUAUGCAAGAAGCUAAGUCUAAAAGCAUUGAGGGUUUCCCUGAUUCCUUUGACUGGAGUUAUAGCAAAAUUCUGUGAUGGAAGACAUUACUUCCUCAUCUGUGAUAUUUAUCCUGACUUUCUGUUCUCAGAACCUUAAGAUUUUGCCUUUUCUUAAUUCUGUCAACACGAUUAUGAUAACUUUGUGCUUUUUUUUUUUUUUUUGGGGGGGGGGGUGUCCUAUAAAAGUACCCAAUAGCUUCCAGCAGCUCCUUCAAGCCUGGGAACUUUAGUUUCCUAAGAAUAUAUGAGUCAGAGGACAGACUCUGACCUUUACCUGGGUUCUGAUUAGCCUAGUAUGUCUCAACUUAUAAUGAUGGCUUUUUUGAGUUGAUGGGAGAGGACAGGAAGGUUCUGCUAUAAAAGAUGAAAAUUGAAACUACCCUUUAGACAUUGUUCUCUUUAGCCUUUUAGGUUUUUCCUGUGUCAUGAGGGAGUUGUGGCUUUCCCCUUACACACUGGGAUUAUGUGGGCUGCUAGAAUGAGGUGAGAGGAUUUCUCCAGCCAUUCUCAGUUCUUAUUAAUAUCACAGCACCUCUGUCUGGGACCUACUGCCUUAAGUUUGUUGAGAGAAGUACCAAAGCACUGUUGACUAAGAGUUAGUUGGGCCAUGGUAAGGCCAAUAUCAGAUUCAGAGGACUAUCCUUCAAAACCUAGAGUCAGGGUUUUGUUCAUGGAGCUUGUUUGCUGUAUCUAUUAGGGAGAGAACAGUAUUAGACCUAAAGACUUACAAAAGCAGAGAAUGGUCUUGUCUUGGUGAGAAGCAAACAUCAGACUCUUUAUCACAUCCAUUCGUUCAUUUAACAGACAUUAAGACUUGUUCUUCACCUACAACGAAUUUAUACUUCUACUGAGAAAACAUGGCUACAAAUAAAUGAAGAGGCAGAUGUGAUAGGUAACGUAUAGAAGAAGAGAAUUUGUUUUUGAAGAGGUACAUUGAGCUAAAAAGUUUGGACUUGUUUUAGUUUUUCAUUGGGAAGCUACUGAAGGUUUGUUUGCCAAGGAAGUGACAAAAUCAAACUUGUGUACAAGGAAGAUUAAAAUGGCAGUAAUAUGUUUGCAAGAUAAAAUGGGAAAAUGGUAAAAAGAACUUUAACGUAAUUCUAUCAGAUUCCUCAUUCCCUUCUAAGUUGGUGAUCUUUGUACACAACACUCCCUCCUUACUUGGUGAUUUCAAUGACUGUCCCCUAUGCCUGGAAUGUUCUCCUUUUUGCCUCCUAGUUUCCCUGGCUUCAAAUCUUAGUACUUUAAAGUCCUUCCUUAAUAAAGCUUUUUUUUUUUUUGAGAGAGAGAGUGAUCAGUAACUUAGUCUUUAUUUUUCACCUAUAUGAAGAAUUGGAAUCUAAGGGUAUAUAUCAAAAAGGGAGAUGGCUCCGAAAUGAAGGCAAUGGUUUCAGAGAAACCUGGGAAGAUACGUAUGAACUGAUGCCAAAAUGAAAUGAGCAGAAUAAGGAAAACAUUUAGGGUAGGAGGAGGAGGGAAAGAAGGGAUAAUUUGGAACAUAAGGUUUUGCAAUGGUCAGUGUCAAAAAAUUAUCUAUGCAUGUGUUUUGAAAAUAAAAAGCUUUAAUAAAAUUUUAAAAAUUUUGUAAAAGAGCCUAAAUUUUGGCAGAAAACCUAUUCUAGCUAUGUGAAUUAGGCUAGCCAUUUUUUUCUCCCUCUGAGCUUCAGUUUGUAAAAUGGAUGUGAGGAGGGCUAGCUUUGAUAAUAGCUAACAUUUAUACAGUAUACUUAAGAUUGGCAAAGCAUUUUACAUAUACUUAUUUGAUCCUUCUAACAACCUUGUGAGGUAAAUGAUAUUGCCAUCCCCAUUUUACAUUUUGCCUAUGAGGAAAUUGAGGCACAAAGAUUAACAUCUAUGACUAGUCACACAUCUAGUAUGUGUCUGAGUCAGGAUUUAAAGUUGGGUCUUCCUGACUUUAAAGUUCUGGCCUCCAUCUAUUGUAUUAUCUCGCUAUUCCUCUGUGAAAGACUACUAUGAUGAAACUGGUUGAAUAAAGCCUUUUCAUUCCUCCUUAA